Eubalaena glacialis (North Atlantic right whale) is the source of this 1694-nucleotide messenger RNA. It is a transcript of the gene B4GALT7, whose product is annotated as beta-1,4-galactosyltransferase 7. Gene Ontology annotation, biological process: carbohydrate metabolic process; proteoglycan biosynthetic process. Gene Ontology annotation, molecular function: xylosylprotein 4-beta-galactosyltransferase activity. NCBI's taxonomy places the organism in Eukaryota, Metazoa, Chordata, Mammalia, Artiodactyla, Balaenidae. The record is from RefSeq and is a predicted model, not a curated record. Bases 96 to 1097 code for a protein of 333 amino acids. The transcript is spliced from 6 exons.
GGGCGGGGCGGGAGGCGGAGGCGCCGCGUAGGCCGGGGAGGCCGGGCCGGCCCGGCUGGGAACUCGAGCCCCAUGAGCCGCCGCCUCCCCCCACGAUGUUCCCCUCCCGGAGGAAAACGGCACAGCUGCCCUGGGAGGACGGCAGGUCCAGGUUGAUCCCCAGCGGCCUCCCCCGGAAAUGCUCAGUCUUCCACCUCUUUGUUGCCUGUCUCUUAGUGGGCUUCCUCUCCCUGCUCUGGCUGCAGCUCAGCUGCUCUGGGGACAUGGCCCGGGCAGCCAGGGGACAAGGACAGGAGACCCCGGGCCCAUCCCGGGCCUGCCCACCAGAGCCACCCCCUGAGCACUGGGAAGAAGAUGAAUCAUGGGGCCCCCACCGCCUGGCAGUGCUGGUGCCCUUUCGAGAACGCUUCGAGGAGCUCCUGGUCUUUGUGCCCCACAUGCACCGCUUCCUGAGCAGGAAGAAGAUCCAGCACCACAUCUAUGUGCUCAACCAGGUGGAUCAUUUCAGCCUCGGUGCCCUGCACAGGUUCAACCGGGCAGCACUCAUCAACGCGGGCUUUCUGGAGAGCAGCAACAGCACAGACUACAUCGCCAUGCACGACGUGGACCUGCUCCCUCUCAAUGAGGAGUUGGACUAUGGCUUCCCAGAGACCGGGCCCUUCCACGUGGCCUCCCCGGAGCUCCACCCGCUCUACCACUACAAGACCUACGUCGGUGGCAUCCUGCUGCUUUCCAAGCAGCACUACCAGCUGUGCAAUGGGAUGUCCAACCGCUUCUGGGGCUGGGGCCGUGAAGACGACGAGUUCUACCGGCGCAUCAAAGGAGCCAGGCUCCAGCUUUUCCGCCCCUCGGGAAUCACAACUGGGUACAAGACAUUUCGCCACCUGCAUGACCCAGCCUGGAGGAAGAGGGACCAGAAGCGCAUCGCAGCUCAAAAACAGGAGCAGUUCAGGGUGGACCGGGAGGGAGGCCUGAGCACCGUGAAGUACCGCGUGGACUCCCGUACAGCCCUGUCUGUGGGCGGGGCCCCCUGCACUGUUCUCAACAUCAUGUUGGACUGUGACAAGGCUGCCACCCCCUGGUGCACAUUCAGCUGAGUUGGCUGGACAGCAAGGAAGCCUGUGCCUACAGGCCAUACUGCUACUCAAGCCCAGGACAAAGCCUCAGGCCCUGGGCCCAGCUCCAAUAGGACGUGGAGUGGCCUGAAGCAGUGGACAGCAAGCCACGUGUUUGCAGCAGCCUGGCCCCCAGAGGCAGGCUUGAGCCAGGAGAGGACACACGCAGGGUGCCUGGGACGCUGCCAGCAAUAAACAGUGAUGGAGAGAGGCUGGGACAUGGCUUCCAACUGAGACUCUCCACUCUGCCUUCCUGCUUGCCCUGCCCUACCCUCCUUUGUGUGCUGAGAUCUGCAAGAUCUCGUUCCUUCUCCUGGACUGCCAGGCCACUGAUGUGGGUGGCCAGGGCCAUCAGGAGGGUUAAAACUGCAGAGACCAGUGUGCAAGCCCCACAGAAAGGGAGCAGCUGAGACCAGCUCUAGCUGGUUGUCACCCUGAAGGAGUGUGGGCCUGGUGUUGCCAGAUCUUCUGAUUUCUCAAAAGAAAGUAGAAUUCUGGAUUCUUGAGUGAAAUUGGUUAAUUUUUAAAUGAUAGCAACUAAUUCAAACUUUUAACAAGUAUGGCAAGCCAAACCAAAUG